UCUAAAAUCUGUGGCGUUUCAAAUCCUCCAAAUUAGCUCGAUCAGUCAACCCGGAUCACAAUCCCCGCCCCUCUUUACGCAUGCGCAAAGUAGCGUGGGGAGCUGUCCAGUCACUCGGUGCUGGAGCGUUCUCGGAGAAGCAGCUUCCCCUCUCCGGUCCACCGACACAGACGGGAGCGAUGGAGGAAGAGUUGAAAUGCCCCGUUUGCGGGUCUCUCUUCAAGGACCCCAUCCUGCUUCCGUGUUCCCACAACGUCUGCCUGGGAUGCGCUCGGAACAUCACCGUCCAGACCCCGGAGGGGGAGACCCCGGUGCAGAGCCGAGCCUCGGGCAGCUCUGACUACGACUACCUGGACAUGGACAAAAUGAGUCUGUACAGCGAGACGGACAGCGGAUACGGCUCGUACACGCCGUGCCAGCUCAAGUCUCCAAACGGGGUGCGGGUGUUUCCGCCUGCGAUCCCCCACCGACAGUGCACACUCACCUGUCCGCUGUGCCACCGGAGCGUCUCCCUGGACGAGCGGGGGCUCCGGGGUUUCCCUCGGAACCGGCUGCUGGAGGCCAUCGUGGCGCGGUACCAACAGACCCGCGCAGCCUCCUCCUCAUCUUCCAACGCGGUGAAGUGCCAGCUGUGUGACCGCAACCCGGUGGACGCGGCGGUGAUGUGCGAGCAGUGCGACGUCUACUACUGCAACGCCUGCCAGCAGCGAUGCCACCCGUCCCGCGGUCCCCUCGCCAAGCACCGACUGGUGCCGCCGCCAAACAAGGCGGUAGGAGGGGGGGCUAGCGGAGGCGGCGGUGGUCAGCAGCCGCCCGCCACCGCGCGGAAACCGGCGACGUGCGUGGAUCACGAAGCGGAAAACUUCAGCAUGUACUGCAGCAGCUGCAAGGCUCCCGUGUGCAUGAAGUGUCUGGAGGAGGGAAAACACGCCAAGCACGACGUCAAACCGCUGGCCGUGAUGUGGAAGCAACACAAAUGUCAGCUUUCCCAGGCGCUGAACGGUGUCUCUGACAAAGCUAAAGAUGCCAAGGAGUUCCUGGUUCAACUCAAAAACAUGCUUCAGCAGAUACAGGAGAACGGUGUGGAGUUUGAAGCUUGCCUCGUGGCUCAGUGUGACUCUCUGAUCGAGGCGCUGACCAGACAGAAAGCCAAACUGCUCACGAAAGUUACCAAGGAGAAGGAGUACAAACUAAAGGUGGUACGUGACCAGAUCACACACUGCACUAUGAAGCUACGGCAGACCACCGGCAUGAUGGAGUACUGUCUAGAAGUCCUCAAAGAGAAUGAUCCAAGUGGUUUCCUCCAGAUCUCAGAUGCUCUGAUCAAGCGAGUGACGUCGUCUCAAGACCAGUGGGUUAAAGGGGCCCUGGAGCCAAAGGUUGGCCCUGACUUUGACCUCACUCUCAAUACCGACUCACUGCUACAGACCAUCCUACAGCUGGACUUCUGCCAGGGCAAAGAUGUACAGGAGAAUCCAAAAUUGAAACAAAUGCAGGAAGCAGGCAGUGGUGAGGCUGAGAUGGAGACAGAGAGCCCAGGAGUGGAGCCUAGACCCUCAGUGCCUCCAGCUCCUCUCCUGCAGCUGGAGAAGUGCUGCACAAGGAAUAACAGCGCCACCCUGGCCUGGAGGGUAACUAUGCCCAUCAUCAACCCCAUCGAGGGCUACAUCCUGGAGCUGGAUGAUGGCAAUGGAGGACAGUACAGGGAGGUAUAUGUGGGGAAGGAAACAGUAUGUACAGUCGAUGGUCUUCAUUUCAACAGUUCCUACAACGCAAGGGUGAAAGCUUAUAAUUCCAUUGGAGUGGGUCCAUACAGCAAGACAGUCAUGCUCAAGACUUCUGAUGUGGCUUGGUUCACCUUUGACCCCACCUCAGCUCAUCGGGACAUUGUUCUGACUAAUGACAACCAGACAGUUAGCUGUAACAGCUAUGAUGACCGUGUGGUGCUGGGGACAGCUGCUUUCUCCAAGGGCAUUCACUACUGGGAGGUCAGCAUUGAUCGCUAUGACAACCACCCAGAUCCUGCGUUUGGCAUUGCAAGGAUCAACACCAUGAAGGACAUGAUGCUGGGGAAAGAUGACAAAGCCUGGGCCAUGUAUGUGGACAACAACCGCUCCUGGUUCAUGCACAACAACUCCCACACCAACAGGGCAGAGGGAGGCAUCACUAAGGGCUCGACUGUGGGUGUCCUGCUGGAUCUGACUAAACGCACACUGACCUUCUACAUCAAUAAGGAACAGCAUGGCCCAACUGCCUUUGAGAACCUGGACGGGGUCUUUGUGCCCGCCGUCAGCCUCAACAGAAAUGUGCAGGUGACAUUACUGACAGGCCUGGAAGUUCCAAAGAAUAUCAAACAGUAAGAGCUCCCUCCUUACUCUGAGCGUGCCCUGGAUACAAACCAAUGAUGUCAUGUCCAGUAC
Pelmatolapia mariae (spotted tilapia) is the source of this 2420-nucleotide messenger RNA. RefSeq names its product E3 ubiquitin-protein ligase TRIM9. Bases 81 to 2360 code for a protein of 759 amino acids. Gene Ontology annotation, molecular function: zinc ion binding; protein binding. The transcript is spliced from 12 exons. NCBI's taxonomy places the organism in Eukaryota, Metazoa, Chordata, Actinopteri, Cichliformes, Cichlidae. Gene Ontology annotation, cellular component: cytoplasm. The record is from RefSeq and is a predicted model, not a curated record.